Linum tenue is the source of this 1861-nucleotide messenger RNA. The record is from the annotation of a GenBank genome assembly. Lineage: Eukaryota; Viridiplantae; Streptophyta; Magnoliopsida; Malpighiales; Linaceae.
AAAAGUAUUACGCAGAUAUCUCUAAAACCCUAUUCUCCUAAUCCUUUGAAUCUCAUCUAUCUCCCUAAAGAUUUUGGUUGUUCUUCCCUAUUCUUCUCAAUUUUAUCUUCUAAAUCACUAAUCAUCUCCAAUUAUGUUUUUUCUAUCUAAGUCCCUAAUUUUUAGUCCCAAUCCUUAAAUCCUUUUUUAUCGAUCAAGUUACAAGUAGUCGCGGGUACCGAAUAUCAGAAUCCAAGAGGCCCUAAAAGUGGGUUUCUUACACAUUUAUGAGAAAUAAUCGGUAACUUGAUCCGCCUGCAGAUCAACCCAGUUUCAACUCGUAUGAGCCAUUGAGCGGGCCGCAAGUCAGCACCCAAAAUUUCCCCACAUGCAAUAGCCUGUUGGUCUAUAUUUCAGGCCAACCCAGAUCGGUCAUCUCCCCUCUCUCGGGACAUCUAAAUCUGACAAUGGCGGCAGGAACCAGCAGGAAGAUAUAUGCCGCCUCAGCAAGGUCUCACACUAGAAGAGCUAACAAGAGUUCCGGCCUUACCCUCCCUUCAGGGUUCUUUCCUGCAGUACUGUUACUUCUGCUGGCUGGGCUAGUGGCUUGGGGUUACCAAGCAAUCCAACCACCUCCGCCCAAGAUAUGUGGUUCUUCUGACGGACCGCCAGUCACAGCAUCGAGAAUCCAGCUUCGUGAUGGAAGGCAUUUGGCUUACCAAGAACGUGGAGUGUCAAAGGACGUUGCCAAGAUUAAAGUCGUUUUUAUCCAUGGCUUCGACGUCUGUAGGUUGGAUGAUGUCAUUGCCACUUACACUUCUCCGUCUUUAAUUAUGCUUUCUGGUCAGGAACUUGUCGAGGAGCUGGGGAUCUAUUUCGUGUCGUACGACAGACCUGGUUAUGGGGAGAGUGAUCCCCAUCCAUCAAGAACAGUGAAGAGCCAGGCGUUGGACAUAGAAGAGCUUGCUGAUCAAUUGGGACUGGGGACUAAAUUCUACUUAAUCGGUUAUUCGCUUGGCGGACAGAUAGGAUGGGGCUGCCUGAAGUACAUUCCUCACAGGCUUGCAGGGGUGACAUUGUUGACCCCAGCGAGUAACUACUGGUGGCCUGGUUUUCCUUCCAACUUAUCCACUGAAGCCUUGUACAAACAACCAACUUGUGACUACUGGUCUCUUCGUGUGGCUCAUUAUGUUCCCUGGUUAACUCAUUGGUGGAAUACCCAAAACUGGUUUCCAAGUCUUGGUGCAACAAGACCUCAUGUUCUUUGUCGUGAAGAAAGAGAAGUUAUGGCGAAGCUUAUAGCUAAAGGGGCUAGUCAUAGGGAGUAUGUAAGGCCGCAAGGAAGAUACGAGUCUCUCCAUCGUGACCUGAACUUAGGAUUUGGCACGUGGGAGUUCGAUCCCGUGGAGAUGGAGAACCCUUUCACGGGCGAGGAAGUCUAUGUGCAUCUGUGGCAAGGAGACGAGGACACUCUGGUGCCUGCUACACUGCAGCGCUACAUUGCGGAGCGCCAUUCUUCUUGGAUUCGGUACCACGAGCUGACUGGUUCUGGACACUAUUUCCCCCAUGUCGAUGGGAUGGCUGACACCAUUGUGAAGACGAUGGUGAAUGGCAAGCAGUAAGCUUUCACAGGCCUGCUCUGCGCGCGAGACUUGUCGUUGAAUUGAGCCUCAGUUCUUUACCAGGCUGGUAAAUUCAAAGCAUUUGGUGACAUGUUGUUUUAGUUUCAGCUUUGGGAGCCAUAUAUUGUUGUGCAUUAUUGGUUGUUGAAAACAUUGAUUGAUCUCAGGUAGUGGGAAAAAAGGUGACAUUAUUGCCGCCAUUUCACAUGCUCUGGUGAUCAUGAUGUAGAUCCUCCUCCUAUAUAUAAUGCUCCCCACGU